Penicillium samsonianum is the source of this 1074-nucleotide messenger RNA. RefSeq lists its product as uncharacterized. NCBI's taxonomy places the organism in Eukaryota, Fungi, Ascomycota, Eurotiomycetes, Eurotiales, Aspergillaceae. The transcript has a single exon. The coding region runs from base 1 to 1074 and encodes 357 amino acids. The record is from RefSeq and is a predicted model, not a curated record.
AUGGCUUCCACUUCGUUUCAGCCUGUCUACCAACAAGGGGAUCCCGGGAAUGGUAUUGGAGAUUAUGACCUUAGGUCAAGAGCAGAUCAGGUAUUCGCAUUUGAUUAUAACCAUAGCGGAAAGCUUGAUCAUCUUGCCCUAUAUCGGCCAGGAACUGGAACAAUCUGGAUCCUUAAGAAGAAUAUAGAUGGUGUAUUCUAUCCCGUCUAUCAUCAAGGAGAUCCUGGAGACGGUAUCGGGGGCUACGACCUAAAGUCAAGCGCCGAUAGAGCAUUCGCGUUUGAUUAUGAUCAUAGUGGAAAGCUUGAUCACCUCGUCCUAUACCGGCCAGGGACUGGCACGAUCUGGAUCCUUAAAAACACAGACGGUGUAUUUCAUUCCGUCUACCACCAAGGAGAUCCUGGAAAAGGCAUUGGAGGUUACGACCUAAAGUCGAGCGCCGACCAAGUAUUCGCGUUUGAUUAUGACCAUAGUGGAAAGCUUGAUCAUCUUGCUCUGUAUCGACCAGGGACUGGAACGAUCUGGAUUCUCAGAAACAGAGACGGUGUAUUCCAUCCUAUCUAUCAGGAAGGAGAUCCCGGAAAAGGCAUUGGAGGUUACGACCUAAAAUCGAGCGCCGACCGAGUAUUCGCGUUUGAUUAUGACCAUAGUGGAAAGCUUGAUCACCUUGCUCUAUAUCGACCAGGAACCGGAACAAUCUGGAUUCUCAGAAACAGAGACGGUGUAUUCCAUCCUAUCUAUCAGGAAGGAGAUCCCGGAAAAGGCAUUGGAGGUUACGACCUAAAAUCGAGCGCCGACCGAGUAUUCGCGUUUGAUUAUGACCAUAGUGGAAAGCUUGAUCACCUUGCUCUGUAUCGACCAGGAACCGGCACAAUCUGGAUCCUUAAAAACGGAAACGGUGGAUUCCAUCCUAUCUAUCGGGAAGGAGAUCCCGGAAAAGGCAUUGGAGGUUACGACCUAAAAUCGAGCGCCGACCGAGUAUUCGCGUUUGAUUAUGACCAUAGUGGAAAGCUUGAUUAUCUUUCUCUGUAUCGACCAGGAACUGGAACGAUCUGGAUAUUGAGGAGGCUUUAA